AUGGAGCUCAUCUUGCCCGAGAGCUUUGAUUGGCUAAGUAACCACUACUCCAUCCUACAACCAACUCUCAACCCCGACUCCCAUCCCUACUCCAUCCCUACUCCACCACCAACUCUCAACCCCGACUCCCAUCCCUACUCCAUCCCUACUCCAUCCCUACUCCACUACCAACUCUCAACCCCGACUCCCAUCCCUACUCCAUCCCUACUCCAUCCCUACUCCAUCCCUACUCCACCACCAACUCUCAACCCCGAAUCCCAUCCCUACUCCAUCCCUACUCCACCACCGACACUCAACCCCGACUCCCAUCCCUACUCCAUCCCUACUCCACCACCGACACUCAACCCCGACUCCCAUCCCUACUCCAUCCCUACUCCACCACCAACUCCACCACCAACACUCAACCCCGACUCUCAUCCCUACUCCAUCCCAACUCCAUCCCAACUCCAUCCCUACUUCAUCCCUACUUCAUCCCUACUCCAUCCCUACUCCAUCCCUACUCCACCACCAACACUCCAACCCGACUCCCAUCCCUACUCCAUCCCUACUCCACCACCGACACUCAACCCCGACUCCCAUCCCUACUCCAUCCCUACUCCACCACCAACUCUCAACCCCGACUCCCAUCCCUACUCAACCCCGACUCCAAUCCCAACUCCACCACCAACUCUCAACCCCGACUCCAAUCCCUACUCCACCACCAACACUCAACCCCGACUCCCAUCCCUACUCCAUCCCUAUUCCACCACCAACACUCAACCCCGACUCCCAUCCCUACUCCAUCCCAACUCCACCACCAACACUCAACCCCGACUCCCAUCCCUACUCCAUCCCUACGCCAUCCCUACCCCACACCAACACUCUAUUCCGGCCCCCAUCCCAUCCCCACCGCUAAUAUCCCACCUCUACUAA
Messenger RNA from Pecten maximus, 912 nucleotides. Its product is annotated as leucine-rich repeat extensin-like protein 3. The record is from RefSeq and is a predicted model, not a curated record. NCBI's taxonomy places the organism in Eukaryota, Metazoa, Mollusca, Bivalvia, Pectinida, Pectinidae. The coding region runs from base 1 to 912 and encodes 303 amino acids. The transcript has 2 exons.